UGGAUGGGAAGGAGCGCCGGCCAGCCUCAGCACCGCUGCUUAUGUUGUUACUCUUCACACGCUCUCAACACAACUUGUGCAUUUCAUUCAUUUACUCGCCUCUGUCCUACUCCUCCUCCUCCUCUGUCAUAAUGAGUGAGACGAGUGCAGUCGUGGAGAAGUCUCUUCGCUCAGUCUUCGUUGGUAACAUUCCAUAUGAAGCGACUGAAGAGAAACUUCGAGACAUAUUCAGCCAGGUUGGUCCAGUGCUGUCAUUCAAGCUUAUGUAUGAUCGUGAAUCUGGUAAACCAAAAGGCUAUGGAUUUUGUGAGUACAAAGACCAAGAAACUGCUCUCUCUGCCAUGCGUAAUCUUAAUGGAUUUGAAAUUGGGGGACGACCCUUACGAGUUGACAAUGCAUGUACAGAAAAGUCAAGGAUGGAGAUGCAAAGUUUAAUGAUGGGUCCAGUUGUGGAAUCUCCGUAUGGUUCUGAAGUUGAGCCCAGCAAAGCACCAGAGGCAAUCAGUAAUGCAGUAGCAUCUCUCCCUCCUGAACAAAUGUACGAGUUGAUGCGUCAAAUGAAGCUGUGCGUUCGUAAUAACCCUACUGAAGCUCGUACCAUGCUUAUGAACAAUCCUCAGCUUGCAUAUGCUCUCCUCCAAGCUCAGGUAGUCAUGAGGAUCAUUGAUCCGAAGACAGCUGUUCAGAUUCUUCAUGGAGGGCGAGAAGGGGUGGAACCCUUAAUGCCCACUGGAACUGUGCCUCCACCUACUUCAAUUCCACCACCAACUACUGCACCACCAACCAUCAAUGGUGGACCACCCCCUGUUCCCACUAGCGGACCUCCACCGCCAUCAAAUCUACCAACACGUUAUCCUCCACCAAUGACAGGUGGUCCUGCCAACUUUCAGGGUCCUCCUCCUGGGCCACCGCCAACUCGUGGGCCACCAUUCCCAGGAGGUGACUUUGACAUGCGGCAGUUGAGUGGAGCACCAAGAGGCCCGCCUCCUCAAGGAAACGACCAAGACAUGCGUCUACCUCCACCAGGAAUGACGGGUCCUCCUCCACCUCAUGACAAUUAUGGUGCACCACAUCAUGACUUCGACAACAGCCGACAAUCAAAGGAAUCUGAAGGCAACGAUAGGUAUCCCCGUGAUCCACGUGGUGAUUAUGACCAGCGGGACCAGAGGACAGACCAGCGGGAGCAACGGUUUCGGGAACCUCCACCGAGUCGUGAACCACGAGAAAACUUUACCCGUGCCGACCCCAGAGAGAGCAGAGACCGAGAGCGAGAUUCUCGCAGCUACCGUGACUCUCGAGACAGCCGGGAUCAGAGAAGUACCGAGUCACGGGAACAACGUGACAAUAGAGAUCCUCGAGCUGCAGAUAGAGACAGAGACUACCGUAACAAUCCUCCCAGUGAAACUCGUGACCCUCGAGGGGGAAGACCAGCUUUCCCUCAGGAUAAAGACUUCAGAAGCAGUGGAAACCCUCCUCCUCCCAUAGGUGGACCUUCGCAGCCUCCUCCACGUGGUGUUCCUCCACCAUCCUCAGCUCCCACUGCUCUUCCAGCCAAUCUUGCUGGACAAGAUCAGGAGAAGGCCAGUUUGAUCAUGCAGGUGUUGCAGCUGUCAGAUGAACAGAUAAAGAUGCUGCCGCCAGAACAGCGAGCAUCCAUCCUUCAAUUAAAAGAACAGAUUCAGCGUUCUCAACACUGAAACUCUAGCAUAAGUUCAUAUAUGUGUUUAAAAAGGUGGAUCACAAUGACUACUUAUACUAGCUAAAUAUAACUGGUAUUGCCCCUUAAUUUUAUUUUGUUCUUAAAUCUUUCACAAAUAUGUAUUUUGAGUUCCUGUGCCAAUGUAUAUUUUCUAGGGAAAACAUAAGUAAUUUAAACCCUAUUCACUGAUGCAAACUAUACCUAUUAGCCCACUACUACUUUCUUCCACAUAAAAAUUAUUAAUUUAUGGUACAGCUAUAUUUUAUUGAUUUAUAUAAUUAUGUUUACAAGGAAAAAUAACAAUUGGUUAUAAUUCCAAAUUAAAUAUUUCUUAAUUUUUUGCUACAUUACUUUACUGAUUAUAAUUUAUCUGUCAAGUAUGAUGCGUAACUGUGCUAUAGUUAAGGAAAUAGACGUUGACUCAGGGUUGACCCAUUUUUUUAUUAUUUUUCCAAAUUUUUAUAAAUGAGUAGUAGCAUAAUUGUUGUAUAGAGAAAAUAUAACACUUGCCAGUGUACAAAUUAAUUCAAUAAAGAAUGAAGCAGUUGAGUCAAUUGAAGUAUAUUAUUUUUUAGUAAAUUAGAGUUAUCAUAUUUUGGUUACCUUUUCUUAUGCGAAAAUAUAAAAAAAGCUAGAAGGAAAUUAGGAUGAAUGAUUAUGUAUAUUUCAGAAAUUACAUUUACAGAUGUGAUGCAACUCUUUUAAUACUUUGGUAAAUGUUUCUAUGCUUUUAUUAUUCAUUUCGAAGUCAAAUAUCUGAAGAUAAAUCUACUCUCUACACCUUAAGAAUUUUUAGUGGGAGUUUUAUUUUAUUUUGUUCACUUUAAUUUCAGCAAGGGUGUGAGGGCCACUAAUCAAAGUGGCUGUCAUACUGUGGACACGGUACACAUUUGUUUGGAGAUAACUAUGUUUUCAAGCUUUGUAACUCCUUAAUGGUAGGUCUUGAUAAUGCAUCCUCUUAAUAACUUCAUAUUUAUAGUAGUAUACAUUCUGUUUGGGGCAUAAAGUAUGUUGUGCUAUAUUUCAUUGUUUUUAUUUUAAGUGCUUGUUUUGGGAAAUACAGUAUUUGUAUUUUUAACGAGUUAUUGAGUAUCGUAACUAACGCCUCAAUUUGAGUUACAUUAGAGUUUGUGAAUUUAUUACUUUUGAUAAUUUAUGCACUGAAUUUCAUCAGAUGCUCUAGCUUCCGGGUGGUAUUUUUUUGUUUUCCAUUUGUUAAAAAUUCAUUUAUUUAGGGAGAGUAUUUUAUCAGUACCUUUCAGGUACUGAUUUCAUUUUAUCAGAUUUGGUAAAUAUGUGCCUUGGCAUCAGUGUCAUUUUUGAGACCAAUUUCUAUUAAGUGUUUGUAGAUGCUUUACAUAUUGGUACAGGCACAUGAAAAAACUGUGUGAAACAAAUUCAUGUAAAUCAAAAUUGUUAUUUGGAAAAUUAGGGAUGCAUUCCAGAGAGCAUGUUAAGAAAAUUUUUACUGUUUCUCUCAUGGUACAGUACUUGGCUGAAUAUUUUUACAAAGUACUCAAAAGAUUCCAUAUUUGCCCUCCCGAAAGAGAGUGAAAUAGGCCAAUAUAAUAGCUUGCCAGUUCACUUAACCCUUUCAUUUAAGCGAGUGUCAGUGAGUAGAAGAAACAUGUACUAGAACAGUCGGGAUUCUCUCAUACCAUAUCUCAAAUAAAGAGAGAUGUGAAUUGGUAACAACAAAUUUUUCAUAUGUAUGGCAUUUCACAUAAAAUGUUGAAGCAUAUUUUUAGUUGUGGAAGAGUGUACAGUACAAAAUAUUACAGUAAAUCACACUACUGAAUUCACAACAUUUUGCAUAUACAGUUGCUUCUUAAAAUUAAUCUUAGCAUAGAAACAGAUGACAUAUUGUAAAAAAAAGAUUAUGAAGUUAUUAAAUAGACAUGUGAAAAGAAAUAUAACUAUUGAAUCAUGUAUUUUAGCAAUUAGGCUCCCCUGGGAUGGGAAUUGGGAGGAGAAAUAAUAAUGAAGCCGUAGUGCCCCCUUCCCCCAACAUACAGAGGAAAAGAGUAAGUGUUUGGUUAUGUAAUAUAAUCCAUUGAUUUUGGCUUCAUAUGGCAAGGUUGUGGUGGCAUUUUUAGGGAAGAGAUGCAUUAUGCAGUAAAGUGUCAAAGUAAUCAUUUUCAUGGUGUAGUAGAUACAUCAAUCUGAUAUUUGAUAGAUAGUAGAUCUUAACACUUUCGCAUUCCCGGGAAGUAGUUGAGUCCACAUAACUCUGUGGAUGUCUGCCUGGGACGUAUGUGGCGUCCAAAAUUAAAAUAUUUGUUAAAA
Procambarus clarkii (red swamp crayfish) is the source of this 3985-nucleotide messenger RNA. It is a transcript of the gene CstF64, whose product is annotated as cleavage stimulation factor subunit 2 CstF64. Gene Ontology annotation, molecular function: mRNA binding. Gene Ontology annotation, biological process: mRNA 3'-end processing. Lineage: Eukaryota; Metazoa; Arthropoda; Malacostraca; Decapoda; Cambaridae. The record is from RefSeq and is a predicted model, not a curated record. Gene Ontology annotation, cellular component: mRNA cleavage and polyadenylation specificity factor complex.